Molecule: messenger RNA, 948 nt
Organism: Hirsutella rhossiliensis
Lineage: Eukaryota; Fungi; Ascomycota; Sordariomycetes; Hypocreales; Ophiocordycipitaceae
Product: mitochondrial carrier protein
Exons: 3
Coding region: 1-948 (315 amino acids)
Cellular component (GO): peroxisomal membrane
Molecular function (GO): FAD transmembrane transporter activity; FMN transmembrane transporter activity; coenzyme A transmembrane transporter activity
Source: RefSeq, a predicted model, not a curated record
AUGGCUCCCCAGACUCCCAUCCCUCAGAACGACAACGUCGCCCACGCCCUCGCCGGCGCUGGCGGCGGCAUUUUGUCCAUGGCCUUGACUUACCCCCUCAUCACGCUGUCUACGCGCGCCCAGGUCGAGUCCAAAAAGGCCGACACGCGCUUCAUCGCCGCCGUCCAGAGAAUCAUUGCUCGCGAGGGCGUCGCCGGCCUGUACUCGGGCAUCAACUCGGCCCUCUUCGGCAUCAGCGUCACAAACUUCGUCUACUACUACUGGUACGAGUGGACGCGCGCCUUCUUCGAAAAGGCCGCCCAGUCCGCCGGGCGCGCCAGCAAGAAGCUCACCACCGUCGAGUCUAUGAUGGCCGGCGCCCUUGCCGGCUCCGCCACUGUCAUCAUCACCAAUCCCAUCUGGGUCGUCAACACCAGGGUCACCACCCGCAAGCAAAACACAGAGGCAGACGUCGAGGCCGGCGUCCGGCCACGGGCAAAGGGCCCCUCCACCCUUGGUACCCUCAUGUCCCUGCUCAAGCACGAAGGCCCCCAGGCCCUCUUCGCCGGCGUCAUCCCGGCCCUAGUCCUCGUCAUCAACCCCAUCCUCCAAUACACCCUCUUCGAGCAGAUGAAGGACGCCGUGGAGAAGCGAAGAAAGGUGACGCCCGCCAUCGCCUUCUUCCUCGGCGCGCUGGGCAAGCUCUUCGCCACCUCGGUGACGUACCCUUACAUCACCGUCAAAAGUCAGAUGCAUGUCGCUGGCCAAAACGAAAAGAAGGAGGGCAUGUCCCAGGCCCUGCGUCGCGUGAUCAAGGAGGAGGGCUACGCUGGCCUCUACAAAGGUAUUGGCCCCAAGGUCACUCAAAGCGUGUUGACUGCGGCAUUCUUGUUCGCGUUCAAGGAUGUCCUUUAUGAGCAGACGGUCAAGCUGCGCAUGGCCGCUGCGCGCAGGCGCGUUGGUGCCUAG